UUUAAACUCACGUGUGUUACGUAAUUAAAAUGCAAUAAUUUGGUGAUUAAACAAAGACUGACGCUGUAAUUGUGUGUUAAUUAACUAAAAAAAGACAUUUGUGCCAGCAUUUGAUAAAAUCUCGAAAUGACACUUCCAAACACGAACGAUAACGUCGACGUUUAUCGCGAUACUCUCGUCCGAUAUUUAGGUUACAGCAACGAAGUCGGCGAAGCCUUCCGCAGUCUCGUAAAGAAGCAACUUGUUCACGCAAGUUAUGCCGUCGCAAUUGGUUACGUUUUGUGCGAUACUGUCGACAAGGCAAAGAAAAAACACAAACUUCCAGAAGCUCUUGGAGGCGGAACACGCGGCGCAUUGGUUGCAAGCGGAGACACUCUCAUUUGGCAAAUGUUGGCAAGCGUCGCGAUUCCGGGAUUCACGAUCAACAGAAUUUGUUGGGGAACACGGAUGAUCCUGAAGAAGACAAAAGCCGCCAAAGCUGGAAAAUGGAUUUCCACAAUUGUCGGAUUGGCGUCAAUUCCGUUGAUUAUUCAUCCAAUUGAUCGCGGCGUGGAUCAAUUAAUGGAUAAUACGUACAGAAAAUACGUUUCUUGAUGAACGUAAAAAGAGGAAUUGGAGCUCAAUGAAAGUUACCGUACUGAUUUUGGUGCACAAUUAGGGGUUUAAGGAUUUUUUGACUAUAAUUAGGAGUUAAAUUUUUAGUGUAAUGAGCUCGAAACGAAAUAAAGAUAUUUUACGCUUUAACUUGAA
Culicoides brevitarsis is the source of this 750-nucleotide messenger RNA. Its product is annotated as mitochondrial fission process protein 1. The transcript is spliced from 2 exons. Gene Ontology annotation, biological process: mitochondrial fission. The coding region runs from base 127 to 594 and encodes 155 amino acids. Gene Ontology annotation, cellular component: mitochondrion. The record is from RefSeq and is a predicted model, not a curated record. NCBI's taxonomy places the organism in Eukaryota, Metazoa, Arthropoda, Insecta, Diptera, Ceratopogonidae.